This is a messenger RNA of Wickerhamiella sorbophila, 1398 nucleotides long. RefSeq names its product ATP-dependent RNA helicase DBP5. The transcript has a single exon. Gene Ontology annotation, molecular function: ATP binding; RNA binding; RNA helicase activity. Lineage: Eukaryota; Fungi; Ascomycota; Dipodascomycetes; Dipodascales; Trichomonascaceae. Gene Ontology annotation, biological process: poly(A)+ mRNA export from nucleus. The record is from RefSeq and is a predicted model, not a curated record. Gene Ontology annotation, cellular component: cytoplasmic stress granule; nucleus. Bases 1 to 1398 code for a protein of 465 amino acids.
AUGUCGACAAACACGCCGACCAGCGCAGCCAAUGCGCUUUCUGACUUGAAGCUGGAAGGCCGUAAAGAUAAGGAGGACGCUGCCAAGAAAGAGGGCUCUGCCGAGACUGAAGGGGAUGUCACGAAGUCCGAACAAAACCUUAUUCAAAACGAUUAUGAAGUGCAAGUGAAGCUGGCGGAUCUGCAGGCAGACCCAAAUUCUCCGCUUUAUAGUGCUAAAUCUUUCGAGGAGCUUGGUCUGAGCGACGAGCUGCUGAAGGGACUGUACGCUAUGAAGUUCGCCAAGCCGUCGAAGAUCCAGGAGCGUGCCUUGCCUCUGUUGCUUCAUAACCCGCCCAAGAAUCUGAUCGGACAGUCUCAGAGCGGUACAGGCAAGACGGCAGCUUUUGCAUUGACCAUGCUGUCCCGGGUCAUUCCCUCAAUCCCCACCUGCCAGGCGUUGUGUCUUGAACCAAGUCGUGAGCUGGCUCGCCAAACUAUGGAGGUCAUUCGCAAAAUGUCCAAGUACACAAACAUAACUUCGCAGGUUGUGGUUCCGGGUUCAACUGAAAAGGGUGCCAAUGUGGUUGCUCAGGUUGUGGUUGCUACUCCGGGCUCUCUUCUUGAGGCAAUUCGUCGUAAACAGCUCGACGUGUCCAAACUCCAGGUGUUUGUUCUUGACGAGGCCGACAAUAUGCUCGACCAGACCGGCAUGGGAUCGCAGUGUGUUCGAGUGAAAAAGGCCGUCCCCUCGACGACCCAGCUCGUGUUGUUUUCUGCUACUUUCCCUGACGAGGUGUACAAGUAUGCCCAGACGUUUGUGCCCAACGCUAACGAGAUCCGGCUGCAAACUGUCGAACUGAAUGUCGAUGCGAUCAAACAAUUUUACAUGGACUGUGACGACGAAAUGGCCAAGUUGACUGCUCUCAAAAAUCUCUAUGGCUUGUUGACAGUGUCCUCGUCGAUGAUUUUCACUCGAACUAAGAAAACUGCCGACUGGCUCUACAAACAGCUCACCGCCGAUGGCCACACGGUAUCUGUGCUUCACUCUGAUUUGACCAGCGAGGAACGUGAUCGUUUGAUCGACGAUUUCCGUGAGUUCAAGACCCGUGUCUUGAUCACAACUAACGUGCUUGCCCGUGGUAUAGAUAUUCCCACCGUCUCUAUGGUUGUCAACUACGACCUACCGGUCGACAAGGAUGGCAAAGCUGACCCAGCUGCUUAUCUCCAUCGUAUUGGCCGCACCGGCCGGUUCGGUCGCACGGGUGUGUCCAUUUCGUUUGUGCAUGAUCAGGAAAGCUACAAGGUUCUUAACGACAUCACAAGUUAUUAUGGGGAGGGUAUCAAAAUGACCCAUCUUGAUAUCAAGGAUGGAGAUUGGGAAAAAGUCGAAAAGAUCCUUAAAAAGGCUAUGAAAUAA